Planococcus citri (citrus mealybug) is the source of this 1411-nucleotide messenger RNA. RefSeq lists its product as uncharacterized. The coding region runs from base 374 to 1036 and encodes 220 amino acids. The transcript has 8 exons. Gene Ontology annotation, molecular function: odorant binding. NCBI's taxonomy places the organism in Eukaryota, Metazoa, Arthropoda, Insecta, Hemiptera, Pseudococcidae. The record is from RefSeq and is a predicted model, not a curated record.
AUUUUUGAGUUAGCAGCGCCAUCUGGUAAUACAGGUCGGUUAACACCUUUACCACCUUGUCCCAACCCCUGGCGUUACUUUUUUCGCUCAGGAGCGCUGUUUUGCCGGUUCGAAAAAAAAGCUGAUUAAGUAUUCCAAAGUGGCCUAAAUCAUACAUUUUUUACGAAUAUUUGUAUACAAGUGCGGUUUUUCAGAAGUUUUUCAACAAUUUUCGAGUGAAGGCGUUUUCACAUGUAUUAUUCAUCAUGCAAGUACUUGAAAAGGUUAAGACUGAGAGUCGUAGUAUGGUAUAAGACAUCAUAUUUGUUAUAAUUUUAAUUGAAGAACUUGGUGUAAAUUCAUCACCUCAAAUAACUAAAUUUGAGUCACCAUUAUGAAAUUUUUGUCGGUUGUUGUUGUGUUCACCGUUUCGUUAGCUUGUGCUCAAGCUAGUCCAGCUUUUGCCAAUUCGGAAAAACUACUUCAAGAAUGCAACGCAACUUAUCCAGUUCAGCAAUAUUCUAAUUUAAAAAUUUGGGAUUUAAUAUCUUCUGGUGUAGGAGUUCAACUCAGCGGCGUAGAAAAAUGCUUUUUGCUUUGCCUCUUUCGCAGAGAUGUCGCCUUCGACGAGAAUGUUAAUCUACGCAACGGUAAAGCUUCAGCAUAUGUCAAAGACCUUCUCAAAGGUUACCCAGAUAUCGCAAAAUACAAAGAUGUACUAAUGGCUCAAAUAUUCCAAAUCACCAGAUCAGCCAAAAGCAUUGAUGACAAAUGCGAAAGAGCUUACGUAGCUCAUCACCACAUCAUCCUAACUAUUGCGAUGUUGCAAAUGACUGCAGGCAUAGAAUACCUUCAUACCAAAGACAUGAGUAAAGAAAACGAUUACUUCAAAUUUGUUGAUGACUUGAUCAACGAAGAAGAAACAUGGGAGAGCAUGAAGAGUAAUACCUCCACCACGGCAUUUUGCAAGCUUGAUAAAUCCAUUCAUACGACGAAUAUUCAUCACUAUCGGAUAUGGCACAAAAACUCGACCGAAACCUUAUGUCAACUUAAAUGAUAAAUUGAAAAUUGAUCCUGAAUUUUUCACUAGUACUUACUUACAUUAAAUAUGACUUUUAAAAAAUUAGAAAAUAAGUUGACGAAUAUGUAGAUGUAGGUACCGUCAACUGGGGUGAUACGGAUAACGCGGGGUGAUAUGGAUAAUUGAGGGGGUGAUACGGAUAGUGGUCAUUUAGAGCCCCUAGGGGACGAAAAUCGAAGUAGUUGAUAAUAAUGAAAAAUCUUCUUCAUUCACCUGGCAACCUAUUCUAAGUGUUGAACCGAAUUUUUCCGAAUGAUUACAUGUGAUUUUUGAUAAACUUGUGAUUGAUGUUUGAAAUCUUCGAAAAUUUUAUAAACCAAAAUACAGAAAAAUAUAAUGUUGUAUACAUUG